AGAUAGAGUGUGAAGGGUCCGCUUUAGCUCUGGAAAGAAAUGAAGCUCAUUUGUAGAUGUUCUUCAUCGAGUGAUGACGCGUUCAGAAACCACUCAUCAAAUCUGUCCCACAUAUCUGUAGAUCUGAUAUCUAAAUAGCAAUCAUGAUGAGACGAAAUAUGAACAGAAAAGUACAAGAUAUUUUAAUAAUCUCCAUUCUGAUUGACAUAACGUUUUAUAAUCAAAUUUCAGAGCAUCUACGAAGUGCGGGCGUCUGACCCCGACCAUGACACGUUAACAUUCAAUGUUACUGACCAGGACAAAGGCAUGUUCAUCUGUCGAGGAAACGACAUCGUCCUGAACAAGCCACUGAAUCGCGACACCGAACCGAUGUACAACGUCGUCCUAAGGGUGUCGGACGAGGUAAACACCGUGGAAAGAUCCCUCCUCAUCGUCGUCACCGAUGUCAACGACAAGAAACCGGAAGUGCGAGUAUCAGACGCCGUCAUUGUUGAGAGGAGACUUGGAGGAGCUAUCUUGUAUGGUGGAACUGUUUCAGCAAUUGAUGCUGAUGUGAACGACACCCUAACGUUCCAGCUGAUAGACAGCCCCUCAACUGCUGUAGUCGUAGAUCCACAAACCGGAGUGGUGUCUCUCAAUCACACAGCCACAAUCAUCCAGAAAACAUUUCCGCAAAUAUUCACCAUAGCUGUCACAGACAACGCAAACCACGUGACCACAACACGUUUCAGCUUAAGUAUGGUCUCGUCUGGUAAUGGCGUAUGGAGUGGAGAAACAACAGCCAGCCAAUCCAAGGCUGGAGUCGAGGAUCCCCACAACACAGGAGGGGCUUUCACAAUCAGGAUGACAGCCGGCAAUCACACUGCGAGCAACAAACAGAACGAGCAUCACCUCCAGACUCCGCACAGGAACAUUGCUACACUGUGCCACAACUUGGCCUCCGCGGUUGUCCAGACGUCAGCUGUGUACCUGCUUCUCCUUGUUCUACUGUUCUGGUACUGGAUAUAGAGCAUGAAAUUUUGCAUGGAACCAGGCCCCAAUUUCUCGAAACAAACUUAAGUCUUAGUUUUUACUCAAAUUUGAGAAAAUGCAGGAAAACGCAUUUCCAGCGUAAACUGAAAUCGAUAUUAAAUUCAAACAGUAGACAACUUGAGUUUGGUAGAUAGACUACUUGAGUUGUUUCGACUUUUUCAAACGCAGUUGAGUUAGAAAUUCAGUUGUUUCAAAUAAUCAAACACAGUUUGAAAUUUGAGUAAAAUCUUCAGUUUGAUUCGAGAACCGUGUGUACCUGUGUUGUAUCUGGUGUACCAUUACCUUUGAUGAACUCUUGAUCAAAGUAAACUCCGUCAUGCAAGCUAACAUUUUCUAUGAUAUCAGUUCUCAUUUCAUCACACCUCUGGUUCAAGACAAUUAAAAGUAAGUUUUAAACCAAAUAUUCACACUUCUGGUUAUCAGUGGUUAAAUGUCAUAUCAAACAAAGUUGUGUUGUUUUACCACAGAACGUCACAAGCAAGA
Molecule: messenger RNA, 1515 nt
Organism: Haliotis rubra (blacklip abalone)
Lineage: Eukaryota; Metazoa; Mollusca; Gastropoda; Lepetellida; Haliotidae
Product: cadherin-related family member 1-like
Exons: 4
Coding region: 307-1008 (233 amino acids)
Biological process (GO): homophilic cell-cell adhesion
Cellular component (GO): membrane
Molecular function (GO): calcium ion binding
Source: RefSeq, a predicted model, not a curated record